AUGUACCCCCGGCUGCGUGUUCUUGGUCCGACUCCGGUCUUGUUUCUGCUGUGGCUGCUGGACAGCAGCGGCAUCUGCACCUCGCAGAGUAUAGAGCCGCGCAUUGUUGGCGGCACGACGACCACACAGUCCCAAAUCGGGGGCUAUGUGGUCAACAUACGCUACAAUGGACAAUUCAUCUGCGGUGGCACACUGGUGUCCAACCUCUUUGUGAUCACAGCUGCUCACUGCAUCUAUGGCUAUCAAGCGAAUAGCAUGACGGUCCAGGGUGGCGUCACCAGACUUACCCAGCGAGGUGUUAUCAGGCGCGUGUAUAAGGCCAUGCGGCCAAGUAUAUAUAAUCCAGAGCUCCUAAACAUGGAUGUUGGGGUGAUAAAGCUAAGGAGUGCAAUGGUUGGAAGGAACAUAUCGCCCAUCUCGCUUUGCAGCGUUCAGUGGCGCGCUGGCAGUUACAUGCGCGUCUCCGGCUGGGGCGCCACACUCCCAAAUGUUUCAGAUACUUCGAUACAACUGCGUACUGUUAGGCUGCGUCUGAUGAACAAAACGGUGUGUAAGAGCAUGUACAGAGGUGUUACCGAGCUCUACGCAUCUAUGUUCUGCGCCAGAGCGAGUGGCAAGGAUACGUGUACAGGCGACUCAGGCGGUGGAGUUAUAUACAACAAUCAAUUGUGUGGCAUUGUCUCGUGGGGCUUGCAGUGCGCGGAUCCCAGGUAUCCAGGCGUCUAUACGAGCAUACAUCGGGCCCGCAGCUUUAUUAACGGAGCCAUGCAAAAAUGA
Molecule: messenger RNA, 777 nt
Organism: Scaptodrosophila lebanonensis
Lineage: Eukaryota; Metazoa; Arthropoda; Insecta; Diptera; Drosophilidae
Product: seminase
Exons: 1
Coding region: 1-777 (258 amino acids)
Biological process (GO): proteolysis
Molecular function (GO): serine-type endopeptidase activity
Source: RefSeq, a predicted model, not a curated record